Molecule: messenger RNA, 306 nt
Organism: Corylus avellana
Lineage: Eukaryota; Viridiplantae; Streptophyta; Magnoliopsida; Fagales; Betulaceae
Source: RefSeq, a predicted model, not a curated record
AUGGCAGCAGCAGCAGCAGCUAGCAAGGCACUCUGUGAAAGCUCAACAAAAUCACUAGUUCUAUUGCUAUUUCUAGUGCUUCUCUUGCUUGUUACUCUCUUUGAUCUUCGUCCCACAGACCUUUCAAACACACCCAAAUCUGAUCACCACUCCUCCUCGGCCAGACGGCUCCUUCUGCAUCCUCCUUCAACUCAACAAUCGGCCAUGGAAUUGCAUCCAAAGCAGAGUAAUAAUUCUGGGAACCGACGAUAUGAGGCUGCUGCCCAUGAGGUUCCUAGCGGUCCCAAUCCCAUAUCCAACAAGUAA